Microplitis mediator is the source of this 1792-nucleotide messenger RNA. RefSeq names its product probable methyltransferase-like protein 15 homolog. The coding region runs from base 1 to 1098 and encodes 365 amino acids. Gene Ontology annotation, biological process: rRNA base methylation. The record is from RefSeq and is a predicted model, not a curated record. NCBI's taxonomy places the organism in Eukaryota, Metazoa, Arthropoda, Insecta, Hymenoptera, Braconidae. Gene Ontology annotation, molecular function: rRNA (cytosine-N4-)-methyltransferase activity. The transcript has a single exon.
AUGGCGACACAGAUAAAAAAGUUGCUGACAAAUAGAUUGCACUUUUAUAGCGUAAGAUGUUUCACUCAAAUGGCUCCCGAGCCAUCAGAAGAAGCAGCUACUCGACCUCACACACCGGUCAUGGCAAACGAAGUCAUCAAAUAUUUGAACCCUUCUGCUGGUGAAACGUACGUUGAUAUGACAUUUGGCGCAGGCGGUCAUUCGACUCGAAUUAUUGAGUCUGCACCGAACAUUAAAAUUUUCGCAUUAGACAGAGAUCCAGUUGCCCAUAAUUAUGCCCAGGCUAUGGCGGAAAAAUAUCCCGGACAAAUCGUACCCUUACUGGGACGAUUUUCCGAGUUGCCGUCACUACUAAAGCAGCACAAAGUUUUGCCGAAUAGCAUCGACGGUUUUCUGUUUGACUUCGGCUGUUCUUCAAUGCAAUUCGACGUCGCCGAACGUGGGUUUUCUUUGUCAAAAAAUGGUCCCCUUGACAUGCGGAUGGAUGGAUUUAGAUGCCCGAAUGAGCCGACAGCUGCUGAUGUCUUAGAAAGAUGCUCGGAAAUAGACUUGUCUCGUAUAAUUAAAUACUAUGGGGAAGAAAAACAGUAUAGGAAAAUAUCCCGAGCGAUUAUUGAAGCCCGAUAUAUGUUCAAGAACUUGAAAACAACUUGGGAACUUGCGCGUCUUGUAGAAUCGGUUCUCGACAGCGACUUUAGAACCGACAAACUUGGAAGAUAUGCCCAUUCUGCGACAAAAGUAUUUCAAGCCCUACGAAUUUUCGUUAACAAUGAAUUGAAUGAAAUAAACUAUGGAAUAUUAGUCGCUGAGAAAUAUUUGAAAAAUAGUGGACGUCUUAUUACGAUAUCUUUUCAUUCACUCGAAGACACUGUUGUAAAACGUCAUCUUUCUGGGAACAUAACUGAAAAUGCUGCUAAUAGUUCGCCGUUGAGAUUUCAAAAUUACGGAAAAGUUUUCUCUCACGGUGAGGUCAUGGCGAUGACUGAAUCCCCGUGGCGAAUGUUACAUAAACAUAUUUUGAUCCCUACUGAAGAAGAAAUUCAGGAAAAUCCUCGAUCAAGAUCCGCUAAGUUCCGAGCCAUAGCGAAGAUUAAAUAAAUUUUCUAUGAUGCUGACAUCGAAACUUGAAGUUUUAGUGUCUGUACAUCCAGUCGCAAUCUAUUUUCAGUUUAAUUUCGCGAGCUUAUAUUAGAAAACGCGUAAAUUGCAUGGACCUGAAGAUCGAAACGUUUUUCGCGCAACGAAAAUGAAAGAAAUUUUUGGAAUUCGACUGCUUAAGUAGUUCCCUAGGUUGCAGGUGGCCUAAGAUUUUCAGCUGAGGUACCAGCAUAUGGGUGAAACACUUCGGAAAUCUAGUGAUCCAGUAGAUUUUUCUAACGUUCCGAUCUUCGGGGACAUUAAAUUGCGAAUGCCUUCAAUCAGCGGACGGAAACAUUUGUUUCGUCCUUUGGGAAAAAAACAAGAAAUGUUUCUGUUUGAUGACUGAAGGCAUUUGCAAUUUAAACUCUGAUACUUGUCAUUUGUUUGAUAGUCAUUUCAAACUGUUAGUUUUGUUCACGUAAAUUACAAUUAACUGACUGCUGACAAUGAAACUUCAAGUUCCAAUGCAGGUAAUUAUGAAAAAUAUAGUGUGCAACUCAGAAUAAAACACUAUUUCAGACUGCGGGUAUUGUCGGUUUCACCCCGGUCUGAAAUCGUUUCAUUUCAUGCCUUGUUACACAAUAUACUAUUUAUUUAUGUUAAUAAUUCAUUGUAGAUAUUGUAAUAAAGCAAACUAUUUCAUAUUUCAAAA